GGCGGCGGGCGGACCAAUGUGUUGUCCGGACCUCAUUGUCGGACCGGUUUCAUACGACCCUUUAUUAUAGUUAUAAAUUCUGUGGAUAAGCCAUCGAUUUUAAUCUGAUGUAUCAGUUAAUAGAACAGAAAAUAUUCGUUUUCCAAUGCACCCUUCAGAUUCACGUCGAGGUCUCCUAAGCUUUAAAAAAACAUGUUUGGUUGUGUUUUUGGACCUAACCGCACAUGCAAAUCAAAGUCACCUGGAUGGAGCGGAUGUGUUGCCUUUGACUGACAGCUGUUUGCAGGAUUUCAUUUUAGGAACAUGGAGACAGUUUCCAUGGUCCAGACUCAUCUAGCAGUAUGAUUGGUUCAUCCAGUCUCUCAGGGGACACAAUGGUAGCAUGCCACUUCCCUGUUGUUCAACUUCCUACAUGGCAAUUUCCUGUCCAGGCUUUGUGCAGCUCAGCCAAGAGGACUGGCCGUCUGUGCUCAGUAGGCCUGACCCGAGCCGUGUCCCUUCCAGAGCAGGACUCGCUCAGCCAAGAGCAUGCCUUCACUGGUGGUCGAAGACAUUUUUCCAGUAGCUACAGUAGUCUCCAUGAGGACAGAGCAGAGGAGGAGGGGGCCAGUGACAGUAGUGGGAGAUACGACUCCACUUCAUCUCCCGAAGAGACAAGUUCCCAUCUGACAAAGGAACGUUUGGGAAUGAGAGGCAGUCAGCGUUCACACAACUCAUUCAUUCCCAAUACAGAGCUAGAUGAGGAAGAGGAAGAUGAAGACAGUGAUACAGAUAAUCUGCACAGGUAUCAUGAGGAUUCAUCUUUCGUACUGCAUGGAAAUUCCAAUUGGCCACUAAGUAAUGGCACCAAAAAUUACACAGUGUCCCAUGGGAACAUGGAGCGUGAAUGGGGCAAUCAUGGGACCAUGUUGGAUGCUCAGAGUGACCGAGAGUGGCUUUCUAACCAUCCUAACCAGCUGGACUCACUGCUCACUGACUGCCAGUACUUUCAUGUGAGCAGAUCUGGCUUCAGAAUAAUGGCUUGUGCAGACCGAGACCGAGUGAAGGAUAACAUGUCCUGCUGCAUGUACAGCCAACACAAAUGUUCCCCAGAGCCGCUGUCCAACAGUCACACAGAGUAUGUCAGCGACUCUUCCUGCAACAGUUCUGAUGGUGUAUUGGUUAACUUCUGCACUAUCUAUAACAGAAGCAACAACCCUGCCACGCCCCAGGACCUUAGCAGUCCAGCACUUCACCUCUCUCAAUCAGCUGAGGGACCUGUAUUCCUCAACCUCCAGCCUGUUCCACAGACUCCUACUGAGGACCUCCAACAUGACAGCAAGACAGUUUACACUCCUCCUAAGGGGGAGAUUGAAAUGACUCCCUCUGGGUCCUGCUGGUCUUCUCCGGGUCUUAAAUCUAACUGCAGUCUUUACUCUCUGGAGCCACUGCCCCCGGCUCUCUCCUCUCUGGAAGUAACGGACCUGACUGCUUGUCUUCAAAGCCCGGCCACACUCACCAUGGGGACCAAUCAGAAGUACUACAAGCUUGUGACUUGUGACCUCCCGUCCCAGUCACCCAGCCCUGCCUGGUCCAGUGUAACCAGUUGCCCCGAGGGUCAGAGCAGAAGCAGCCCCCUUGGUCCCUCGGAGCACCUCUUUGUCCAUCAUAAGAAAGGACAACACAAAGAGGUCAAAAAGGAGAAAGAGGAUCACCAAAAGGAAAAGAGGUUCUCCACAGCACAGUGUAGCACCGGGUUUGACAGCUCCCAGCGUCAGACCUAUGAUUACCAGGUUGCCAGCUCCUCCACUGACAAAGCACUCUCCAGGAAGCAACAUUCAGACAGCAUCCAGAACCUCUCUCACACACCAUGUUGCCUCUGCCUUAGUCAGUGUUGCCCACAUAGCAAUAAAUGCCAAGACACAAGCACUGCAAUCACACAACCAUCUGUGACUCUGGAACAGGAGCACUUUGCUACUGAUGCCACUGAGAAGGGUUCAUGCUCAUUAGGAAAUGCAGUUGUGCGCUACAGUAAGGCCCAGCGGCCAACCUCUCUGCCCAUUCAGCCUUUUGUUCUGAUUCCCUCGGGCAAACCCCAAUCCCAAGCCCAGCAACUGGGCUGUCUGCUGGAGCAGUAUAUAAAUCAAAAGAGCAGCAAAUGUGAAAGCUCACAGCCAGGGUUUAGGUUCAAGGGCAAAAGCAGUCUGUGUGUUUCUAAUCUUCAGCCAUCAUCAAUGGGCAGCCACUGCCCCAUCUUCAUGGAUGCUCCUUCAACCUGUGAUAGCUGCUCCACCUGCACAUCGAGCCCAGAGUGCUUCAGCCACAAACGCACAUGGAGCCAGUCCAGCAGAAGGCACAGACUCUCAAGUCCAUGUACAUCAAAAAACAGCCUGGAUCCAGCUCAUGUCAGCACAAACCCCAGACUGUUUCAGGUGCAAGAUAAAACAAGCACUCAGACAAAUGUAUUUUUAAAUCUGAUUGCAUCCCCAAAUCAGUCCAAUCUUGUUAAAAUGCCCACCUACCAAGACCUUAAUAACCUCACCCCUGAGCAGAGCCAUGCCAAAACCGAACCCCGAAGUCCCCGUCAGCCCCAGACCCACACCUCCUACCAUUCAGUAUUCUCUCAUACACCACCUACUUUACCUGCUACAACUGACACCCAUUACCCAAACUUGCAGGUCUACUUAUCUCCUCACACAUCCUCACAACCAGAAAAUACGUUCCCUGCACCUGCAGCUGACUCUGGCUUUUUUACAGCUGCCCUUUCUUCAGUAGCUUCUCUCUCCUCUUUGAGUUCUCUCUUCUCUUUGGCUGUUUCUGGGCUGCAUCCACAGAAAAUCCAGGACUCUGCUGGGCUCAGUGAGAACCAGAGUCAACAUAGUGAAUCUCUGAUCCUGAGUGACAGGCCACCGACAGAGUUCUGCCUCUCACCUGAUGCCUCUUAUGAGUCUAUGUCUAUCAGCCAUCUUCAGAGAAGAGGGUUGCUCCGGUCUGUGAGCAGGGCAGUGGAGUUGAUCAUGGCUCAUUUUGGCAGCAGCAGAGACCCUGAAGAAAAGAUGCGUCUGGGAAACAGUUCGCAAAGUCCUACAAUCGCCGGCCUGGUCCUGGAACAUUUGUGCCCAUCUAUCCAGAAUAUUUUAGAGGAUGGGCUCAAGGAUCACAAACUGGACUUCAUCAUUGGGCAGCGCCGCAACCACUCCUGGAGUGUGGUGGAAGUCUCUACUAGAAUUGGUCCAUCCACUAGGGUCAUCCACAGCCUGGUUUUGAAAAUUAGACAGUGUCCACAGCUCACAAGCCACUGCAUGAGACUAAGAGCCUUCAUCAUGGGUCUGCUUAACUUGAGAGCUUUGGAGUUCUGGCUUAGUCAUCUUCAGAGUCAAAAAGAUGUGGUGACAACAUACUACCAUUCCUGGGGCUUCCUCUCCAUGUCACUGGGUCGGUGUCAGACCUUAUUUCAGGAGCUGUUGCUCAUGCUGCAGCCACUCUCUGUGUUGCCCUUUGACCUCAACUUGCUCCUGGAGCCCAGACUGCUAUGUAACAGGCAGCUGUGUCCUGAGGAACAGGGGGUCUUUCCACCACCACCAUGCUCAGCCCUCCUAGUGACCAGCUGGCCACUAUUGCAAGCUGACAGAAAGGUAGACAGCAGCCAGAGUAGUCAUCAAACUAAGAUUUCGCACCCGAUAGGCCUGUAUCACCAAGAGUCACUCAGUCCUCUGAAUUCCAAUUGUAUCAAGCAGCAAUAUGGGGGCAUGCAGACCAGCAGGAGUCCACUGUUAGUUCCUAUUUCAGAGUGGUGGCCAAAAGAACCUGGCUUUAUGGAAGGUGUGGUAGAAGGGGAGGACUGUAAGCAGAAUCAUUCAGAUACAUGGUCUCAAGUAAUUAUGGACAACAGGAAAGGAGAGAAAGGGACCCAGAAUGUACCAACUUGUGUCCAGGAGAAGAGCCGUUGUCAGGGUGGGUUGCACUGGGCCAAACUGUUUGGAGCAGCCACUAGAGUUUCUCAGAGUCACAUUGGAGCACAAACCAGAAGGCACCCAUCUCAGUGGUUUCAUUUGGACAGAUCGCAGCUUGGACUGUUGGCUCAAUCCAUCAGAUCAAUGAAGCUAGUAGGAACUCAGAUUGACAGAAACAAAAAUUGACAAAAAUUGCUGAAAACUACAUCCUCUAUGGGUGGAUGACACAGUGGAGACUGUUUAUGGUAAUAACAAUAAGUCUUACCUGCAUGACAGUAGAUUCUCAAUCACACUGCUGAACUAGUCAGAAAGCACAUAAAACACUAAAUGAACAGCUUUGGCAGUGACCCCUAUUCAUCAUGCUUUGUGUUGCACGAGCUAUUUAUAAAUUCAUUGCAAAUGCUGAGUAUCCAGGUUGCACCAUUAAAACCUAUGAAAUGGCUUAAGUUAAAAAUGUUCUAAUGUUUAUGGAAACAUCUGUAGCGCUGGCAAAUCAAAAGCACUCAGCUUUGUAAACAGGAAGUUAGCGUAGCAUCACAAGCUGUCAUAUAACUGCCAACAACUACUGGUUUAGUGGGAAAUCUAUAUAAUAGGUUUCAUGACUAAGCUUAUACUGUAUAGGUGUUAUUUUGUUUUAUCUUAAUUAUGUUUUUGGAGAACUGUGUUUUCCAGAGUUAUUAGUAUUCUUGCAGUUAACAGUGAGUGGAAAAUGUCUGAUCAUACCAAUAAAACAGGAUUUGUAUCAUACUGUGUAACAUAACUUUUAAAUUUGGCGUAAUUAGGUUAUUUUGUGUGUAUAUAUUUUUUUGUGCCUACCUUCUUUUAGGCUAUGUUAUGACUGGGCUGCUUAGUUUAAAAUUUCAUAUAGUUAGUGCAGCUAGCUAGCUCCUGGUCUUAAAAUGUCCCUUGGUUGUUGUUUCAUCAGUGUAUAUUUGUAAUUUGUGCUUUUAUUAGUUGUGAGCUCAAAUGUCAUGAAUACAAUUAGAAAAGACUGGAAUAUUUCCACAACAGAUUCUAAGCUUAACGUAUUGAAUGGGGUCAAUGCCCCUUUUUCAGUUGUACUCUGGAAUAACAUGUAGGCAUCUGUUACAGUACCUGUUCCUCUCCUUUGCACUUCCUGUAGGCAAAUACCAAUCAUAAAAUGUGAAUAUUGAUCUGUUGUAGACUGUUGGACAUUCUUGUGGUGCAAAAUUAUCCAUUUCAUAUAUGUCACUGUCAGUCUUUCCAUAGCUCUACCUUUCAUCUUAUUGAUAGGUAAAAAAACAAAAAACAAUAGUACCAAAUAUGCCACACAGCAGCCUUCUGUAGUGCAUCAUCAGUGAUGUUUUUAUUUCCAGUAACUUGGUUUUUGGCAAAUUUCCAGCAUGGAUUUACUGUAGGUGCAUGAGGUAACAAACAAACAGUAAUGUAGGUGCUCCAGUCCUUACUCUUUACCUCCUGAUAAUGUUUUUACAGCUGUAGAGUUAGGCUUAGGAAACUUUGUGAAGCUUUAUUUUAAAUGUGUGAACUUGUUUGGUAUACAGUAGUAUGUCUUCCAGUGAAGUUGCACAAAUGUUAAGCCAUCUUGUGGCUGUUUCAGGUAUUUAAAUGUGUCAGGUAUAUUUUGAUAGACCAGUACUUAGAUAAGAAGAAGAAAAUAAAAAAUGGCCAUUCCUCAUUUGUUGAAUAGAGAAUUUUUAAUGUACUACAAUAAUAUAAAUUUGUGAAACUAUUCCUCCCAGCAUCAUUUUCUCAAACCGUGAAUGCUAACUCCAAGUGACAAUCAAACUGUCAAUAAAGACUUACUGUAAGCUCUUUGGCUGCCUUCUGUUUCUAUGCCCACAGUGUCCAAAUGUUUCUUCCAUGUGCCAAAUAUUUUUUUUCAAUCCAGCACAAAUUGUUUUCAUGAAAAUGUGAGAACUUCCCAGUAAGGUAUUAGAUGUAA
Messenger RNA from Monopterus albus (swamp eel), 5856 nucleotides. RefSeq lists its product as uncharacterized. NCBI's taxonomy places the organism in Eukaryota, Metazoa, Chordata, Actinopteri, Synbranchiformes, Synbranchidae. The coding region runs from base 342 to 4118 and encodes 1258 amino acids. The record is from RefSeq and is a predicted model, not a curated record. Gene Ontology annotation, cellular component: cytoplasmic vesicle. The transcript has 10 exons.